GUGAUGAAGCUGUUUAAAAUAUAAACAAACAAUGUUCGAUUAACUAAAUAAUGUUGUUACGCCAUAUUGGACAGUAUAUUUUGACAUUUUUGACAAUCGUGUCAAAACAGUUUCCUGUAGUCGAUUUAUUUUUUUUAUGAAAAAGCAAAAGUUUAUAAAAUAACUUUGGUAAUUUAGGCUUUACAUUCUUUUUUCAAUAAAAUCCUGUGUGCAUUUGCAAAUUGUAAUAAAAUCGAACCAACAGUUGUCAUUCAGUGUUACCAAUCUGCUGAUAGGAGUUAGGUUAAAUUGUCAGUAUAAUUUUUUAAUUAAAAUUGAGAUUGUUAUCAGUCACAAAUUAGUUAUUUUAUCUACUUCCUUCGAUAAUGAUAAGUUUGUAAAUCCCCAUUUUUAUUAUAAAAUUUAAAAAAAGAAAUGGAUUAUUUAACGGAGGGCAUAGCCCUGGGUGUAGAUCUCGUGAUCUUGGCGGCAUGUAUCAAGCAAUACUACAAAAACAAGAAUGCCAUGGCUAUGAUCCAGGGGGCUCCAUAUCUCGCAAUUAAUAAAGAUUUAAAAGAAAUUGUUGAAACCCAUCCAGAGAAAAAAUUGUCAUACGUAUCCAUAAGAGGAACUGUUAAACCACUUGGUAGGCCUAUUGUCAGCAGUAAUAAUCCAAAUGUAACUGGUGUUGUGCAAUUAUUAAGAAUUAAAGAACAUGUAAUACAGAGAAGUACAACAGGUUUUUGGUCAGACUCUGAACGCGUUGUGCAGGAAGUCCACAAUGUUAUGCCCUUUUCAAUUGGCAAUAAGGGGGUUCAUGUCGAAGUUGCAGACCCGUUAGCAGCUGAUGUCUUAGAUAUGGAUACAAUAUCGGACGUAUUUAAUCCAACUGUACCAAGUGUGAUGGACCACAUUUGGGGCUUCUUUGCGGGGAUAAGGCAAAGAGGAGUUCAGUCAACAGAAAAAAUGUUAAGGGAGGGAACCACUAUUACAGGGAUUGGGGAAUUGGUUUAUUCACAAGAUUCUAAUAUGUUGCGGCUGCAGCCUCCGUCGAAUGGUGCACCAUUUUAUUUAACAAAUAUGCAAGUUACGUCGCUUGUUAAAAAGUUAGAUGGGUCCAAAAGAAAUUAUAAAUUAUUGUGUAUGUUAUUUGGUACAAUUGGUUUAGUAAUUGGGGGUUUAAUAAUUCGCAAAUAUUUGCGUCAUAAAGACAGAAAAUUGGAGGAAAGUAAGAGAAAACAACAAUUAGAAGAAUCAAGACGAAAAAGAAGAAGACAAAUGCGUGAUCAAAAUUUACCAGAAAACCAAAUUUGUGUCGUUUGUAAAAAUAAUCCAAUUGAGAUUAUUUUACUUCCUUGCGGCCACGUAUGUUUAUGUGAGGAUUGCUCACUUGAUAUCUCUGCCAACUGUCCUGUUUGCAGGGCUUCAAUAGAGAAAAAAUCAGUAGCCUAUGUUGCGUAACAUCGAGAAAAGUUAUUUAUUGUUACAUAAGCAACUCUGCGUUUUACAACACGGACUGUUUUCUUGUA
Molecule: messenger RNA, 1508 nt
Organism: Tribolium madens (black flour beetle)
Lineage: Eukaryota; Metazoa; Arthropoda; Insecta; Coleoptera; Tenebrionidae
Gene: Mul1
Product: mitochondrial E3 ubiquitin protein ligase 1
Exons: 5
Coding region: 415-1440 (341 amino acids)
Biological process (GO): organelle organization; protein ubiquitination
Molecular function (GO): ubiquitin-protein transferase activity
Source: RefSeq, a predicted model, not a curated record